Molecule: messenger RNA, 2030 nt
Organism: Fopius arisanus
Lineage: Eukaryota; Metazoa; Arthropoda; Insecta; Hymenoptera; Braconidae
Gene: IntS10
Product: integrator complex subunit 10
Exons: 6
Coding region: 64-1941 (625 amino acids)
Biological process (GO): snRNA processing
Cellular component (GO): integrator complex
Source: RefSeq, a predicted model, not a curated record
ACCGGUUGUUAUAAACAAACAAAUCCAGAUGUUUGUCAAGUGUAUUUGAUAAACGAGUGAACAAUGUUUGAGAAUUCUAUUCCAACGGAGUCGAAAGGCUCAAAAGAGGAUUAUUUGUUAUUACGAGCAAAAGAGGCUUUACACACUGACAUUUACGCCGCUAAAUCCUGGCUAAUCACAGCUAAAUCAUUAUUUCCCCAUAGUUCUAAAGUGCAGUUCGAGGCCUAUCGAAUAGAAAAACUCUCUAAAAAUGUGAAGGAAGCCGCCAAGUGCUUCAGCGAAAUCUUUCAGAAUUUUCCCGAAGAUCGAGAGAUUUGGACGGAAAUUGAAACAGUGACAGCAUGUCUUCGCUCGGAGAAAAAUGAUCCUGAAUCAGAAUUGCUCUGUCAAAUGUUCCAACACAUACCUCAAGAGCUUCAACAUCGACUGCUUGUCAUGACAGCUGACCACAGUGAGGACACCAUGGAGCACUGCAAAUUAUUGCUCCUACUAUUGAAAAAAUUUCCUCAAACGGUUUCAACUCACGGUCCCCGCCUGGUUGAAACCCUACUGACCGCUGAAAAGCACAGCCACCCAGGAGAAGCUGUGAACGAUUUCAGAAGACUUCUAGCUUGUGAAGCUCUUCCCCUUCUAGGAGGUGCCCCUGUUGACUUGAAUCCUCGAUUAAGUCUACGAUUGCUCUGCAAAGCAGUCGAGUUUUUCCUAGCCUGCGUCCAACAACCUCCAGACUCUCAGAUUCCAAAUCCCUGGGAUCGUUUAUUCCAAGUUAUCGAUAUUGUUGGUAAAAAACUUGGAUGGGAGCUGAGUAAUUUAUUUUCCACACCCUGGAACCAAGAGGCUUACUGCGAACGAAUCCAGCAAUAUACUGUCACUCACGCCAAUGGACUCAAUGAUGAAGCUACUGUACGACAAUUGCUGCUGUGUGCAAUUGCGGUGCUAAUUAGAAUAUUGAAUGAGCACGCAGCUCAAAUGAAUAGUUAUGACGUGCCUUACUGUUUAGUUGAGGCAUUUACAGAACCAAUAUCAUCGACUUCAGUAGAACCGAAACCGAAAAAACGCAAACGAGAGGAAAUUAUUCUCACCAGCGACAGCGAUUACAGUGGAUAUGGAUUGACAUCUGCUGUGGCAUUGUGGGAUAUAUUGCACAGUACUGAGUACAUGAAGAGAGAAGUAGUGAAACUUAGUCAACAGACUCUGAGAUUGGACGCUUGGUUGAAUCCUUUUCUAAUUGACCUGGCAGUUUACAAAGGAUUACAUCAAGACGCCCUAGCGAGAUUUCCACAGGCUGGAGGGAAUUUAACAACGCACCUGAGACUAGCUAGCACUUGCUUCUGUCUGAAGGAUUAUGGAGGAAUGCUGGAUUAUAUCGUGAUGAUUGUGAGUGCUCUACCCCAAACGAGAGGAAAAUUGUCGAAUAAUCUCAAUGUUCCAGCGACACGUCACCUGCACUACCUACCCCUCGCGGAAUUACCCAUACUGCAGUACUGCUGCAGAUUAUUAUUAAAUGGAUUGAAAUGCAAAUUGGCUAUAUCUACGGAUACUGGCGAUUGGGCAACGGGAAAUGCACUUGUGUUAAUGCAAAUGGAUUGGCCGCAAGAGGCCAAUCUCUUGUCUACCAUCUCUGAACGUAUUCGGAUGCAUGAGGCCUUCAGAUAUCCGCUGUUCACAUCUUAUAUUAUUUGUAUUGAUAUUCUAGAGGAACUCACUUAUUUGUGGACGGAGAGUGGUGGAGGAAUUUCACUGGAUAUUGCCAUUGGAUCGGAAGUGCUUCAGGGUAGGAGGAUAACAACUCGAGGGGCUGAUAAAGGUGUUCGUGAGGAAGUUAGACAAGCCAUGAGACGUCAAGCUGCUCGACAAGAUGUUGAUCCUAUCAAUGAGUUAAUUCAAAGAUUUAUUAUUAAUGAAAAGGCUGCGAUUUUGCAUAGUUUAAUGAUUAAAUGAAUUUGGAUCGAUAUCGAUAUGAAAUGUAUCAAUUUAUAUUUGUGUUUAAAAUUUUAAAAAUAAUAUGAAUAAAUACAGAUGAAGCAUUA